Balaenoptera acutorostrata (minke whale) is the source of this 786-nucleotide messenger RNA. RefSeq names its product hsc70-interacting protein-like. Gene Ontology annotation, molecular function: protein dimerization activity; Hsp70 protein binding. The record is from RefSeq and is a predicted model, not a curated record. Bases 10 to 786 code for a protein of 258 amino acids. The transcript has a single exon. NCBI's taxonomy places the organism in Eukaryota, Metazoa, Chordata, Mammalia, Artiodactyla, Balaenopteridae.
CGAGCCUUCAUGAAAAUGUGCAAGCAGGACCCGAGCGUUCUGCACACUGAGGAAAUGCGCUUCCUGAGGGAGUGGGUGGAGAGCAUGGGGGGUAAAAUACCACCUGCUACUCAUAAAAGUAAACUGGAAGAAAAUACCAAGGAAGAAAAAACAGUUAAGAAGGCGGAGGAAAACAUAAAGACAGAUGAACCAUCAAGUGAGGAAAGUGAUCUAGAAAUUGACAAUGAAGGUGUGACUGACCCAGACACUGAUGCCCCUCAAGAAAUGGGAGCUGAAAGUGUAGAGAUAACUGAGGAGAUGCUGGAUCAGGCAAAUGAUAAAAAAGUAGCUGCCACUGAUGCCCUAAAUGAGGGUGAACGACAGAAAGCCAUUGACUUGUUCACAGAUGCCAUCAAGCUGAAUCCUCGUUUGGCCGUUCUGUAUGGCAAAAGAGCAAGUGUCUUCAUCAAAUUACAGAAGCCAAAUGCUGCCAUCCGAGACUGUGACAGAGCUAUUGAAAUAAAUCCUGAUUCUGCUCAGCCAGACAAGUGGCGAGGGAAAGCACACAGACUUUUGGGCCAUUGGGAAGAAGCUGCCCAUGAUCUAGCCCUUGCCUGUAAGCUGGAUUAUGAUGAAGAUGCUAGUGCAAUGCUGAAAGAAGUUCAACCAAGGGCCCAGGAAAUUGCUGAACAUCAGAGAAAGUAUGAGCAAAAACGUGAAGAGCGAGAGAUCAAAGGAAGAACAGAAAGGGUCAAGAUGGCUCGGGAAGAACAUGAGAGCGCCCAGAGGGAGGAAGAAGCCAGAUGA